Loxodonta africana (African savanna elephant) is the source of this 1637-nucleotide messenger RNA. It is a transcript of the gene MYG1, whose product is annotated as MYG1 exonuclease. The coding region runs from base 45 to 1190 and encodes 381 amino acids. The record is from RefSeq and is a predicted model, not a curated record. NCBI's taxonomy places the organism in Eukaryota, Metazoa, Chordata, Mammalia, Proboscidea, Elephantidae. Gene Ontology annotation, cellular component: cytoplasm; nucleus. The transcript has 7 exons.
UCCUAUUCCGGGUCGGCGCCCCGCUUCCCCGCCGGGGGAUCUGCAUGGGCCACCGCUUCCUGGGCCGUCUCGUACCGCUGCUGCAACUGCUGCCGCCCCUGCAGGCUCGGCGCCGCAUGCUCGGCCCAGUGUCUGUCCCGCCCUACAAACGUCCCCGUGGCGACUUCAUGGCACCACCCCGAAUUGGGACGCACAACGGCACUUUCCACUGCGACGAGGCGCUGGCAUGCGCGCUCCUUCGCCUCCUGCCCGAGUACCGGGAUGCAGAGAUUGUGCGGACCCGGGACCCCGAAAAACUGGCCUCGUGUGACAUAGUGGUGGAUGUGGGUGGCGAGUACGACCCUCAGAGACAUCGAUAUGACCAUCACCAAAGGUCUUUCACUGAGACCAUGAGCUCCCUAUCCCCUGGGAAGCCUUGGCAGACCAAGCUGAGCAGUGCAGGACUCGUCUAUCUGCACUUCGGGCACAAGCUGCUGGCCCAGUUGCUGAGUACUAGUGAAGAGGACAGCAUGGUGGGCACCCUCUAUGACAAGAUGUACGAGAACUUCGUGGAGGAGGUGGAUGCAGUGGACAAUGGAAUCUCCCAGUGGGAGGAGGGCGAGCCUCGAUAUGCAGUGACCACUAAUCUGAGUGCGCGAGUUGCUCGACUUAAUCCCACCUGGAACCAGCCCAACCAAGACACGGAGGCAGGGUUUCAGCGUGCGAUGGAUCUAGUUCGAGAGGAGUUUCUGCAGAGACUAGACUUCUACCAGCACAGCUGGCUGCCGGCCCGGGCCCUUAUGGAAGAGGCCCUGGCCCAGCGGUUCCAGGUAGAUCCAAGUGGGGAGAUAGUGGAACUGGCCAAAGGUGGAUGCCCCUGGAAGGAUCACCUCUACAACCUGGAAUCUGAGCUGUCCCCUCCAGUGGCCAUUGCCUUUGUUAUCUACACUGACCAGGCUGGACAGUGGCGGGUACAGUGUGUGCCCAAGGAGCCCUACUCAUUCCAGAGCCGGCUGCCCCUGCCAGAGCCAUGGCGGGGUCUCCGGGACAAAGCCCUGGACCAGGUCACCGGGAUUCCUGGCUGCAUCUUCGUCCAUGCUAGUGGCUUCAUUGGUGGGCACCACACCCGAGAGGGUGCCUUAAGCAUGGCCCGUGCCACGUUGGCCCAGUGUUCAGCACCUAUGCCUCCCACAAAUCCCUUAGUCCAAUAAAAUGUCUCUCUCAUACUGAUCAAGUCCUUGCCUCAUCAUUGCCCUACACCAUUCUGGGAACUUGCUCAAACGUGAGAAAAGUUAAAGAUCUAUUAUGUGUCAGGUAUUUGCUAGGUUAGGUACUUCCCUCACGAUGUUUUCUGAACCAUGCUGUCCUCGUUCAAAGACCAAGGCAUCUGCUGAGUCUCAGCUAGGAAUCAGGAGAGCAAUGGCCUCAAGAAUUUAUGGGCAGAAACAACCCAAGAGUCCAUCAAUAGAUGAACAGAUAAACAAAAUGUGGUAUAUUCACACAGCCAUGAAGAGAAAUGAACUUCUGAUACAUGCUAUGGCAUGAAUGAACCUUGAAAACAUACUAAGUGAAAUUAGUCAAACACAAAAGGACAAAUGUUGUGUAUGAUCACACUUACAUGAAAUAACUAGCAUAGGCAAGUACAUAAAGACGAGAGU